AUGGAGCUUCCACAGGUGUAUCGGCGACGACGGGUUCUUCUGCUCAAAGUUCGACCAAUAACGAGAGCACUGGAGGCACUGGAACUACUAGUGCGAAAGUCGUCAAGGAAAGGCAAGAAGUCGCCAGAACGUCCAAAAACCUUAUUCAAAAAACAUAAAUCUCCUCGUGACAAAAAGAGGUCUAAGAAGUCCAAGAAGUCUGGCAGUUCGUCGAGCCCAACGAACAAGGACAUUUUCAUAACGACGACAACAACAAGCUCGGGACCCAAGAUUGACGGUGUCCCGGGAACGUCCGACGGAACCACGAGAGUGCUAAGGGAACGUCCGAUGGAACAGCAAAAGCGACAACCUCGGGAAGCAAAGGACGAGAACGCUUCGGGAAGGUCUGAUGGAGCAUCAAAAGGGACAACCUCGGGAAGCGCGGACGAGAAUGCUUCGGGAACCUCUGAUGGAGCAACAAAAGGUACAACCUCGGGAGGCGCGGACGAGAACGCUUCGGGAACCUCCGAUGGGACUGCAAAAACGACAACCUCGGGGAACCAGAACGAGACAACCUCAGGAAACCAGAACGAAACAACUUCGGGAAAUCAGAACGAGAGUGGCACAUCCGAAGGGACAGCAAAAACAACAACCUCAGCAACAAAGAACGACACUGCUCAGAAAACAUCCGAGGACACUGGAAGGAAAACGUCGGGUGAUCAAAUGCAAGGUGGUCAAAGCUCCCCUUCACCUUACGACCAGCCCGCUCAGCCCGGCGCUGCCGACCAAGCUGCACCACCAUCUGACCGUCAGCAGCUGGCUGCUGCCGACCAAGCUGCACCACCAUCUGACCGUCAGCAGCCGGCCGCUGAACAAGCUUCAGGAUCUGGCAAUCCGCCGCAAGCCGACGAUAAACCAGCAGCACCUGACGAUCAUCCACAGACCACAGCCUGCUGCCGCUAUCUCAUCAUAUCGUUUUAUAAGCAGAAGCACAACUGCGCCUGGAACGAUUUGUGCCAACGACAGACGGCGCUCAACCGGAUCUAUUUUCACGAAUUGGAAAUGAGUCGGUUCUGGGCAACUCCUGAAGCUGAGUAA
Ostertagia ostertagi is the source of this 1077-nucleotide messenger RNA. Lineage: Eukaryota; Metazoa; Nematoda; Chromadorea; Rhabditida; Trichostrongylidae. The record is from the annotation of a GenBank genome assembly.